UGUGAGCUGCACUUGGUGAAAGUCUUUUUCUAUAUAAUUGAAUCUAACCAAUUUGUCCACAUUGGUUCUACUUCUUGCUAGCCAUUCGGUUUUCAUUUCCCAUAUUGAAAUUGUUACCAAAGUUCCACCAACCAGAAUUUUGUUUCGGCCGUACGUUCUCCUGCUAUCUGCUUCUCGAUCUCCAGAGGUUCCCCUUCUCCAUCCAAGCUCAAACUUCAUGAAUUUACUAUAUAUGUGAUACAUAUAUUAAGGUUCAGGCUAUCAGUAAUCACCUGCAGUUUCCAUAUUUUCUGUAAUUUCUCAGGACUAUCUUUCAGAGUCCUAUCCUAUCCAACAUAUAUGUCUAACAAGCAGGUACCCAAUGAUGUCCCUAUGAUGAGCAACACACGGGGAAUUAAGUACAAUUUCGACAAUGUUGAGGCGCAACCGCCAGAUCCCCCGUGUGGAGAUCGAGAUGCAGUUUCAACAAAAGAAAAAUUUAAAGGAACACUUCUUUCAAUUUCAUUCUGGAAUAAGAUGUUCGUAAUUGCAUGUGUGAUUGCAGUCUCAUUAGACCCAUUGUUCUUCUACAUUCCAAUCAUCGAUGAAGAAGAAAAGUGCCUUGCAGAAGACAAAGAGUUGAGGACUAUAGCUCUCAUUUUGCGAUCGCUUACUGAUGUCACUUUCGUAGUGAAUAUCAUAUAUCAUGUUUGCGAAGCCAUUAACGCUGCCUACAGAAAACGCGAAGAAAAAAAGCCUGAAUUGGCAUCGGAUUGGGAAUUUGCUAAAUUAGUUGUUGGGAAGCUAGCAUGGCGCUCUACGCUAACCAGCAUUUUAGCUGUUUUUCCCAUGCCACAACUGCUUUUAGUAUUUGUCUUCUUCAAAAUGAGAGGCCGUGGAUACUUGCAGGGUAGAAAGAUUCUGAAUGUCUUUCUUCUAGCUCAAUAUCUGCCAAGGAUCUAUCGAAUUUACCUAUCAUCUCAGAAACUCAGACAAACUACUGGAAUAUGGGCUAAAGCUCUGUUUAACUUUUUUCUAUAUAUCCUUGCAAGUCAUGUCCUUGGAGCUUUUUGGUACUUUUUUUCUAUUCAACGAGAAACUUCUUGUUGGCAUUGGGCAUGUGUAGAUCAUAGUACAAAUGUUGAAGGAUGUAUGAGUACCUUAUACUGCGAGGUUCACAAUACUACUCCAAGAAAUGCCACAUUCCUUAAUCAAUUUUGCCUUAUAAGUGCUGAAGAGAAUGCUAAGGGCCCUUCUGAUUUUGGAAUAUUUCUGGAUUCCCUCAAAAAUGGUAUCACAGGGAAUAUACCUUUCGGAAAGAAGUUAUCUUACUCUUUUUGGUGGGGAUUACGUAAUCUAAGUAAUUUUGGCACAAAUCUCGAAACAAGCACCUAUGUGUGGGAAAAUUGCUUUGCAGUUUUUAUUUCUAUCAUUGGCUUGCUACUAUUUCUAUAUCUCCUUGGAAAUGUACAGACAUUUAUGUCCAUGGAAAUUCACAGAUGGGAAACUCAAAGAUGGGAAAAUCAAAGACGGGAGGAUGAAAGAAACAAGAUACAAUUGAAAGAGAAAUAUUCAGGAUGGAUGGACAGAAAUGAGAUCCCAGACGAUUUGAAGAAAAAAAUUAUGAAGAACAUAGAGCAAAAACUGGAAGAGAACAAAGAUACUGAUCCUAAGAAUCUUUUCUCUAUUCUUCCGACACAUACCCGAACGUGUCUAAAGCGUUUCCUUGGCUUGAAACUGCUAAAGAAAGUACCGAAGCUUGCAAGGAUGGAUAAAAGAGUGUUGAAAAUGAUGUGUGACUAUCUAAAGCCAGUGAUGCAUGACGAGGGCGACGAGGUUUUUCAAAUGGGAGCUCCACUACAUAGGAUGCUACUCAUUACAGAAGGCACAUUAUUGACCGACAGAAAUGCUGCAACUGAAAACGCAAAAACGGGUAGUAUUUCAAGUUCCCCGUCAGUGGGCAACCUUGGCAAAGGUGACUUUUACGGCGCCGAAGAACUGAUCGAGUGGGUAACACAAAAGAAGGAUUUAGGCCAGCUUCCCGCCUCUUCCUUCAAUGUGAAAUGCAAUUCGAAAGUAGAAGGCUUUGUUCUCAAGGCCAAGCAGUUGAGAAGUGUAGUUUCCAAAAACGAAAACCGGUGGAAAAUGGCAUUAGCGAGUCAGACCACAGCAUAGUCUAGGAUUGUGCGCAGAAACCUGGAGUGAAUCCCCAGUACUAGCAGAGACCUGGAGCACUUAAUUUGUACCUCUCCAUGGCGGCUGGUCUCCUGGAGGCGGUGCUAUGUGAUUUUAGAUCUAGGGGUUUUUUUUUUUUUUUUUUUUUUGGGCUUUUGGGCCUCGGUUUGUCAUUUUCUGUUAAAUGUAGUUUAAUCAAGUUUUUAUCUAUUGGGCUUCUGGGCCUAGGACCCUUGCUUCCGUAUGUACAUCUGCAUCUAAAUAGUAGUGUGUUUCUGUUAAUGAAUGAACUAUUUGACCCAAAAAAAAAAAAAAAGAAGCUAAGACAAAACAAAUGAUCACCUGCUUAUGUGUGUAUUUAUGUAGUUAUUAGCUAGAAACAGAGUGCUCA
Messenger RNA from Rosa rugosa (rugosa rose), 2545 nucleotides. Its product is annotated as cyclic nucleotide-gated ion channel 1-like. NCBI's taxonomy places the organism in Eukaryota, Viridiplantae, Streptophyta, Magnoliopsida, Rosales, Rosaceae. Gene Ontology annotation, biological process: transmembrane transport; monoatomic ion transport. The transcript is spliced from 7 exons. Gene Ontology annotation, molecular function: monoatomic ion channel activity. The record is from RefSeq and is a predicted model, not a curated record. Bases 340 to 2154 code for a protein of 604 amino acids. Gene Ontology annotation, cellular component: membrane.